This is a messenger RNA of Saccharomyces eubayanus, 1188 nucleotides long. It is a transcript of the gene MNN9, whose product is annotated as mannosyltransferase complex subunit MNN9. Gene Ontology annotation, cellular component: mannan polymerase complex. NCBI's taxonomy places the organism in Eukaryota, Fungi, Ascomycota, Saccharomycetes, Saccharomycetales, Saccharomycetaceae. Gene Ontology annotation, molecular function: alpha-1,6-mannosyltransferase activity. Gene Ontology annotation, biological process: cell wall mannoprotein biosynthetic process; protein N-linked glycosylation. Bases 1 to 1188 code for a protein of 395 amino acids. The record is from RefSeq and is a predicted model, not a curated record. The transcript has a single exon.
AUGUCGUUAUCUUUAGUAUYGUACCGUUUAAGGAAAAACCCGUGUCUGAACAUUUUCCUGCCCGUUUUGGCCAUAUUUCUAAUAUAUAUUAUUUUCUUCCAAAGAGAUCAAUCCUUACUGGGACUUAAUGGGCAAUCGAUUUCUCAACACAAAUGGGCCCAUGAGAAGGAAAACACAUUCUACUUUCCUUUCACCAAGAAAUAUAAGAUGCCAAAGUAUUCCUAUAAAAAGAAAAGCGGCUGGCUGUUUAAUGACCACGUAGAGGAUAUUAUUCCAGAAGGUCAUAUCGCCCAUUACGAUUUGAACAAAUUGCACUCCACACCGGAUGCAGCUGUCAAUAAGGAACACAUUCUGAUUUUGACCCCAAUGCAAACAUUUCACCAGCAAUACUGGGAUAAUUUGCUACAGCUAAAUUAUCCUCGGGAGUUGAUUGAAUUGGGGUUCAUUACUCCAAGAACAACCACUGGUGACUUAGCUUUAAAAAAAUUAGAAAGUGCUAUUAAAAAAGUUCAAACUGACAAGAAAACCCAAAGAUUCAGUAAAAUCACUAUUUUACGACAGAAUUCUCAAAGUUUUGAUAAGUUGAUGGAAAAGGAAAGACAUGCUUUAGAAGUUCAAAAGGAGAGACGUGCAGCUAUGGCUUUAGCUCGUAACGAAUUAUUAUUUUCCACUAUAGGCCCUCACACUUCGUGGGUUUUAUGGCUAGAUGCCGAUAUCAUAGAGACACCAAUAUCUUUAAUUCAGGAUAUGACUCAGCACAACAAAGCCGUCUUGGCUGCCAAUAUCUACCAAAGAUUCUAUGACCAAGAAAAGAAACAAGCAUCGAUUAGACCAUACGACUUUAACAACUGGCAAGAGAGUGAAACUGGUUUGGAAAUAGCUUCACAAAUGGGUGACGACGAGAUUAUCGUGGAAGGUUAUGCAGAAAUUGCCACUUACAGACCACUAAUGGCCCAUUUUUUUGACGCCAACGGGUUACAAAAUGAAGAAAUGACAUUGGAUGGUGUUGGUGGUGGUUGUACUUUAGUUAAAGCAGAAGUUCAUAGAGACGGUGCUAUGUUCCCCAAUUUCCCAUUUUACCACUUGAUUGAAACAGAAGGUUUUGCCAAGAUGGCCAAGAGACUAAACUACGAUGUAUUUGGUUUGCCAAAUUAUCUAGUGUAUCACAUAGAGGAAGAGAACCAUUAA